Clunio marinus is the source of this 747-nucleotide messenger RNA. Lineage: Eukaryota; Metazoa; Arthropoda; Insecta; Diptera; Chironomidae. The record is from the annotation of a GenBank genome assembly.
AUGUCACCUUCAAAGCUUUCAUUCCAUGACGGUCACAUCUUGAAUCAUCAACCACCGAUACUGAACUUAUCAACGUACACAGCAUCAUUGACAUCAUCGUCAUCGCCCGCUUCAGGUAUUUCACAUGACAGCGAUGGGCGUUCUUCAAGCAGCUCACCGAACAAUUUAAAUAGCAGCAUAUUCGGUGGCUAUGGUCACGCAUGCUCUCAUUGUACCUCGUCGUUUCUUACUCGAGAUUUGCUGGAAAAACACGAGCUGAUGCACAUUUCAAAUGCAACUAUGUGCAAAAUUUGCAAUAAAUUGUUUGCAAAUGUUUAUCGUUUACAGCGUCAUAUGAUCUCACACGACCAAUCGCAUGACUUGAGGCGCUUUAAGUGUGAAGAAUGCGGAAAAGCAUUUAAGUUUAAGCAUCAUUUGAAAGAACAUUUGCGGAUUCAUAGUGGUGAAAAACCUUUUGGAUGUCCAAGUUGCGGUAAACGAUUUUCACAUUCGGGAACAUUCUCGUCACAUAUGUCGAGUAAGAAGUGUAGAUCAAUGAAUCCAAAUAUGCCAAUCAAAUCACGAACACGCCGUAAUACGAGAAUUUUGGCCGAGCAAGAGACGCAAUCUCCUACCAUGGCCAUUAAUCAUCAUCAUCAUCAGCAGCCGUACAUGAAAAUGGAACAUGAACAUCAUCACUAUCGAUUGAUGGAACAUAAACAGCAACAACAACAGCAGCAGCAUCAUCAACAAGAGACAGAUCAACCU